Molecule: messenger RNA, 1541 nt
Organism: Otolemur garnettii (small-eared galago)
Lineage: Eukaryota; Metazoa; Chordata; Mammalia; Primates; Galagidae
Gene: B3GALT6
Product: beta-1,3-galactosyltransferase 6
Exons: 1
Coding region: 42-1007 (321 amino acids)
Biological process (GO): glycosaminoglycan biosynthetic process
Cellular component (GO): membrane
Molecular function (GO): UDP-galactosyltransferase activity
Source: RefSeq, a predicted model, not a curated record
GCGCACUGUCGCGCCGGCUUGUGCCGCGCCGGCACAGGGCCAUGAAACUGCUGCGGCGCGCAGGGCGGCGGCGGCGGCGGGCGGCGCUGGGGUUGGGCGCGCUGGCGCUGGGCUGCGCAGCGCUGCUCUACCUAGCCCGCUGUGCGCCCGCGGGUCCCACGCCCGAGCCCUCAAGCCGCGCCGCGGCCUUCCUGGCCGUGCUGGUGGCCAGCGCGCCCCGAGCCGCCGAGCGCCGAAGCGUGGUCCGCAGCACGUGGUUGGCGAGGCGCGGAGCUCCGGGCGACGUGUGGGCGCGCUUCGCCGUGGGCACUGCCGGCCUGGGUGCGGAUGAACUACGCGCUCUGGAGCGCGAGCAGGCGCGGCACGGGGACCUGCUGCUGCUACCCGCGCUGCGCGACUCCUACGAGAACCUCACAGCCAAGGUGUUGGCCAUGCUGGCCUGGCUGGACGAGCACGUGGCCUUCGAAUUCGUGCUCAAGGCGGACGACGACUCGUUCGCACGGCUGGACGCCCUGCUGGCUGAGCUGCGAGCCCGGGAGCCCGCGCGCCGCCGCCGCCUCUACUGGGGCUUCUUUUCGGGCCGUGGCCGUGUCAAACCUGGGGGCCGCUGGCGCGAGGCCGGCUGGCAACUCUGCGACUACUACCUGCCCUAUGCGCUGGGCGGUGGCUACGUGCUCUCCGCCGACCUGGUGCAAUACCUUCGCCUCAGCCGCGACUACUUGCGCGCCUGGCAUAGUGAGGACGUGUCACUGGGUGCCUGGCUGGCGCCUGUGGACGUGCAGCGCGAGCAUGACCCGCGCUUUGACACAGAAUACAGGUCCCGUGGCUGCAGCAACCAGUACCUGGUGACGCACAAGCAGAGCCUGGAGGACAUGCUGGAGAAGCACCAGAUGCUGGCGCGCGAGGGCCGCUUGUGCCGGCGCGAGGUGCAGCUGCGACUGUCCUAUGUCUAUGACUGGUCAGCGCCACCCUCACAGUGCUGCCAGCGUAAGGAGGGCAUCCCAUGAGCCCGCGUCGCCGGAGCCUGCAGGGACCUGGCCUGCCCAGCCGGUGGGGCCACGGAGCAGGUGCCAAACCGCCUCACACCAAGCCUAGGCCACGGCCACCGGCUGUACACCCCAGCGCCACACACGCGUGGUCUCUCUCCAGACUCUGGUCUGGAGUCCAGAGUAUCUUGUUCUGGACUCCAGGCGCCCUGAGGGUCUCCAGCGAAAGGCGUCUUGUCUAGGUAGAAGUGCCGUGUUUAUGAGUCUUGGCCAGCAUCAACCUUGCCUGGAGUGUUCCUUAGGUGUGAGGGCAGAACAGAGCGACCUCGCCACUCGCCCAAAACCCUGAGACUUGUUCUGGAGUUCACCGCCCACCCAGGAAACAGUCCACAGGCUGACCUGCAGACCCUCCCUGUUGCACCUUCCCUACAAGCCGUCAUCAAACAGCGUUGCCAUUGUUUUACUGGGAUAGCUUAUGUCCUUUUGUGUUUCACAUCGGUAUCAUUUGUCGUAAGUCUGAGGUUAACUUGGUUUCACAUAAAUUAGUUUUCUUGA